Manis pentadactyla (Chinese pangolin) is the source of this 953-nucleotide messenger RNA. RefSeq names its product proline-rich protein 23D1-like. NCBI's taxonomy places the organism in Eukaryota, Metazoa, Chordata, Mammalia, Pholidota, Manidae. The record is from RefSeq and is a predicted model, not a curated record. The transcript has 2 exons. The coding region runs from base 405 to 953 and encodes 182 amino acids.
CUACCUUGCAGGUGGGCCGCCACCCAGCAGAACCCAGCAAGCUGUCGGUGGACAGAGCAGCAGCCCAGGGCAGGUGAGGGGCUUUCACAGCCUUUGUAAAAGUCAGCUGCCACCUACACCGGUGAGAGUCCUGUCAUGGAAGGGGCGGGUGCCUCAUCCAGAAGGUCUGGGGCACUGUCUCUGAUCUCAGGGGCAGCUGCCUGCGCCUGGUCCGCGCUGGCGGGGAACCUCUUCCUGCAGCCACACGCUGGACGCUCCAGUCCGCCCUGCACGGGAGACCAUUCACUCCCCCCUCUGCUCCAUCCGCAGGAGCACAAGCAGCCGCAGUGCACCCAACUUGGAGUCCUGAUCCGCCAGUGGCCCUGGACCCGACCCAGGGCCAGCAUAUUCCCGGCACCCCCGGUAUGAUCGUCGUGGUCUUGGAGCCAGGAACAGACCUGGAGCUGCGCCUGGGCGACGAGGUGCUGGUCCUGGCCCCGCAGGCAGCCCUGCAGCUCACGCUCCCCGACCUUGUGGUCGUCGUGGUCCCCGCGCAGCUGCUGAGGUCGCCCGAGGGGCUCUGCUUCCCCGCCCACGCCCGGUGGCUCCACCCCGCCGACCCCGACGCCACGUGGCAAAUCCACCUGGGAGACGGAUGCGUUGCGGCCCGGAGCGCAGGGCGCCAGAGAGCCCCACGGGCGCCCCGCGACCCGCGCUGCAGCCCCCCUUGCCCGCGCACCCUCCUCCUGAAGCCCCUCUGCAGGGCCGCGGGCCCCCGGCGCGCCUCCCCUGUGCAUGGGCCCCGCCCGGGGAGGCGCCCGCUGCCCGCCGACUUCAGCCUGGACCUCGGCGGUCCGGGGCCCUGGCCCAGCUCGGCGCUCAGGCCCCUGCCUCCCUCCCCCAGCCCGGGGCCCAGGCUCUGCCGCGCGGCGCGGCGCAGGCCCCCCUGCAAGGCCCGCAGACGGCUCUUCUGA